AUGAUCGAAGAACAAGAUCCUUUAUAUAACGAAAUACAUGAUUCUUUGCAAAAAGGAUUAAAAGUAGAUCCUUUAACUGCAGAAUCAUUAUUUGAUAAUUCAAAUAAAAAAUGCAAAAAACCUCAUCCUUUACGUGAAUAUCUUGAACCAAGUGAAAAUGGUCUUUACAUCUGCUGUAAACCAUGUCCAGGACAACGUCCUCAAGUACAAUGGCAAAAAUCAACAGGAAUUAGUACAAUUAAAUCAUAUUUUAAAAAAUUUCAUGCAAAUAUUUAUAAUCAAGUAGAGUUAGAAAUUAAAAAAACUAAAACAGUCCAACCUUAUGGAAUAGAUAAUGAAUCAAAAGUUAAACGCAUUACUUAUCUGCUUAUCAAGUGGAUUAUUUGUAAUCAACAAUCUUUUAUGGUUGUUGAAAAUCCUAGUUUCAUUGAAUUUAUCGAAGAACUUGAUGAACGGUAUCGAUUACCAUCUCGGCAAACUAUAUCUAAUCAAAUUGAAAUGAUUUAUCAAAAACAACGAUUAUUAUUAAAAGAUUUUUUAAAAACAAUAAGAAAAUUAGCUAUUACAACCGAUUUAUGGACUGCUUGUAAUAACAGUAAUUAUUUAUCCAUAACGCUUCAUUGGAUUAAUGAUGAUUGGAGUGCACAAAAAUUGCUUCUCGAUCUUGUCCCUGUUAAAGAUGAUCAUACGGGAUUAAAUAUUUCAAACGCUAUUUUAGAAAUUGUUAGUUUUUAUGAAAUUGGAGAAAAAAUAAUUGCAGCAACAACCAAUAACGGAUCCAACAUGAUUACUUUUGCUACUUACUUUCAACAAAGCCUUAAAGAAAAUUUUAAUAAUAACGAUUUUCAGCAUUAUCAUUGUGCUGCCCACAGUUUAAACUUAAUUGUUACAGAAGGAUUAAAAAUUGUUGAUACUUCUAUUAUGAAAGCAAGAUCAUUUGCAUCUACUAUACGUAAUUCACAGCUGAUUUUUCGAGAAUUAAAAGAUAUAUUUAAAAUGAAAAACAAGAAGUUUCUUGUUCCUGAUCUAGAUGUUCCAACCCGUUGA
This is a messenger RNA of Cetraspora pellucida, 1047 nucleotides long. The record is from the annotation of a GenBank genome assembly. Lineage: Eukaryota; Fungi; Glomeromycota; Glomeromycetes; Diversisporales; Gigasporaceae.